Magnolia sinica is the source of this 3711-nucleotide messenger RNA. RefSeq names its product exocyst complex component SEC5B-like. Gene Ontology annotation, cellular component: exocyst. Gene Ontology annotation, biological process: Golgi to plasma membrane transport; exocytosis. The record is from RefSeq and is a predicted model, not a curated record. NCBI's taxonomy places the organism in Eukaryota, Viridiplantae, Streptophyta, Magnoliopsida, Magnoliales, Magnoliaceae. The coding region runs from base 138 to 3440 and encodes 1100 amino acids. The transcript has 21 exons.
AGACAGCGCUCUUGCACAUGCCCGAAUUAGAGGGCAGAAGAAAAGCGCCCCUUCCUUGUAGCUAAAGACCGAAAAAUCCAGAUCUUCCUUGUAGCUAAAGACCGAAAAUCCAGAUCGAGAGAGACAGAGAAGCGAAAAUGUCGAGCGACAGUAGCGAUGAAAUGGACGAAGACGAGCUUCUACAGAUGGCCUUGAAAGAGCAGGCAGAGAGAGAUCUCAACUAUCACAGACCUCCUUCAAAGCCUUCAAAGCCCGUCGUCAACCUCCUCCAACCUCCUCCUACUAAGCACCACCCGAAAAACUCUAACCCUACCACCACCACCACCACCACCACCCGUCACGACGACUCUGAGGUCGAGUUGCUCAGCAUCUCCUCCGGGGAUGAGGAUUCUUACGCUGGCAGGGACUACGCAGCCGCGCAGACUCGAGCCGGUGUUGCUGCUCCCCGGAAAGGCGGGAGGGAUGAUGCUGGCAGCGGCGGCAAUCGGAGGUGGGAUGGCGAAGAGCCCAAUUGCUGGAAGCGAGUCGAUGAGUCCGAGCUUGGUCGUCGAGUACGUGAAAUGCGGGAGACGAGAGCAGCGCCUGUUGCCCAAACCAUGGAGAGGAAAGGGUCAACAUUGGGCCGAAAGGGGUUUACCAACUUAAAUUCAUUAUCUCGUGGGCUGGAAUUUGUUGAUCCAUUAGGACUGGGGAUAAUAGAUAACAAGUCAUUAACAUUGAUCAAUGAUGCUUCAGAAAGUUCUCCGGUUUCCAGGGACAAGCCUGAUAAAGAUAUUCUGGAUCCAAGCACUCGUGAAAAAUUGAUGUAUUUUUCUGAACAAUUUGAUGCGAAGCUAUUCCUGUCACGGAUACACCAAGACACAAGUGCAGCAGAUUUGGAGUCUGGUGCACUUGUUUUAAAAACAGACCUCAAGGGAAGGACUGAGCAGAAGAAGCAAUUGGUUAAAGAAAAUUUUGACUGUUUCGUCUCUUGCAAAAACACAAUCGAUGACAUAGAAUCAAAACUUAAGUGGAUAGAGGAAGAUCCUGAGGGUGCAGGAACUGCUAACUUAUACCACGCUAUACAUAAUGUCAGUUUGCUGGCAAAUCGUGCUUUUGAGCCUCUAUUUGAGAGACAGGUGCAAGCUGAAAAGAUCAGGUCUGUCCAAGGGAUGCUACAGAGGUUCCGAACACUAUUUAAUUUGCCCAGUGCAAUUCGUGGGAGCAUCAGUAAGGGCGAAUAUGAUAUGGCUGUUAGGGAAUACAGGAAAGCAAAGUCGAUUGUCCUGCCUUCUCAUGUGGGAAUACUAAAACGAGUCCUUGAGGAGGCGGAAAAAGUGAUGCAGGAAUUCAAAGGAAUGCUUUACAAGUCAUUGGAAGAUCCACAAUUAGACCUCGCUGAACUUGAGAACACUGUCAGGCUGUUAUCAGAGUUGGAACCUGAGUCAGACCCUGUGUGGCACUAUCUAAAUAUACAGAACCGCAGGAUUCGAAGAUUGCUUGAAAAAUGUACUUUUGAUCAUGAAGCACAGAUGGAGGCUUUGCACAAUGAGAUCCAGGAACGGGUGCUGUCUGAUACAAGAUGGAGGCAAAUCCAACAGGAUUCGAACAAGGCUUCUGAUGUGGACUACUCUCUUCUUCUCGGGGACAGUAACUUGCCAGUAGAUUCAGUGCCGGUGGAUGUGACAGAUGAAGUGGAUGCUCUCAGAGGAAGGUAUAUCCGCCGGUUAACUGCUGUUCUUAUCAACCAUUUACCAGCAUUUUGGAGAUUGGCACUUUCUGUGUUCAGUGGGAAGUUUGCUAAGUCUUCCCAUGCUUCUGGCAAUGUGCUUCUUGAUCAAGAAUUAAAUGUUAAACCUGCCAACAAGAAGAUCGAGGAUAAAGUCAGUGAUGUGAAAUAUUCAAGUCAUUCUAUUGAUGAAGUUGCUGAAAUGGUACUUGGUACUGUUUCUGCCUAUGAGACCAAGGUCCACAGCACGUUUCAAGAUUUUGAACAAGCAAAUAUUCUUUGCCCAUACAUGAGUGAUGCCAUAAAGGAGAUUUCUAAAUCGUAUCAGGCUAUUGAAGGGAAAGAGUCUGCUCCUCCUAGUGCUGUUAGAAUCCUGCGCACACUUCAUAUGGAAAUCACGAAGAUCUACAUAAUAAGGCUCUGCUCAUGGAUGCGGGCAACAACGGAGGAAAUAUCUAAAGAGGAAUUGUGGAUGCCUAUAUCAGUUCUUGAGAGGAAUCAAUCUCCAUACACAAUAUCAUUCAUGCCUUUUGCCUUCCAUUCAAUGACAGUCUCAGCAAUGGAUCAGAUCAAUUUGAUGAUUCAGAAUGUACGGGUUGAGGCAACAAAGUCGGAUGACAUGUUUGUGCAAGUCCAAGAAAUCCAAGAAUCUGUUAGACUUGCACUUUUAAACUGCUUCAUGGAUUUUGCAGGUUAUCUGGAGCAGAUAGGGAGUGGACUCUCUCAAAGUAAUUCAAACAAAGAAACCUCGAACUUACAAAAUGGUUACUUACAAGGACCUGAAGCAAAAAACCUCCGUACUGCUAGUGUUGCUGUGGAUUCACAUCAAAAGCUGCUGAUGGUAUUGAGUAACAUUGGAUACUGCAAAGAUCAACUGACUUAUGAGUUGUACAAUAAAUACAAACAUAUAUGGCUGCACUCUCGGGAAAAAGGUGAAGGGGACUCGGAUAUACAAGAUUUAGUCUCAUCAUUUGCAGCCCUUGAAGAGAAGAUCCUCGAGCAGUAUACUUAUGCAAAGGCAAACCUGAUUAGAACUGCUGCUAUAAACUAUCUUUUGGAUGCUGGAGUCCAAUGGAGUGGGGCACCUGCUGUCAAAGGAAUUCGAGAUGCAGCUGUGGAAUUACUGCACACACUUGUGGCUGUACAUGCAGAGGUCUUUGCUGGAGCUAAGCCCCUGCUUGAAAAGACACUGGGUAUUCUAGUGGAGGGCUUGAUUGAUACUUUUCUCAGUCUCUUCCAUGAAAACAGUGCUAAAGACCUGAAGGCAUUGGAUGCAAAUGGUUUCUGCCAACUCAUGCUUGAGCUUGAAUAUUUUGAGACCAUACUGAAUGCAUACUUCACGCCCGAUUCACGUGAAGCUUUGAAGUCUUUACAAGGACUGUUGCUGGAGAAGGCAUCUGAAAGCGUGAUUGAGACCUCCGAGAAUCCAGGCCACCAUCGCCGUCCAACUCGUGGGAGCGAAGAGGCACUUGUAGAUGAUAGACAGCAAGGGAUGACCAUGUCACCAGAUGAUUUAAUUGUGCUUGCACAGCAGUAUAGUGCCGAACUACUACAAGCGGAACUUGACCGGACUCGGAUAAACAUUGCAUGUUUCAUGGAACCAUUAGAUUCAGUUCCAGAAAUUGUGAAAGAUCCCUUCCCGUCCUUCCGAGGAUCCUUGGAUUCCCCUAUCCGAAAUCAUAGAGUACAGCCCACCGGGUCUCCAUCCUUCUCUCGGCAAAGGCGCAGAUGACUUUACAUCUUCCUUUUUGUUGUUGUAAUGAGUUGUAAUCUAUAAGUCGGUUGAAAUUUUUAUUAAUUCUUUUGUUGUAAGUGUUUGAGGUUGGUGUGAGGUCAAUGCUUAUAAGAUGACAUCUGUCGAGGGAUCUGUCUUCCAUUGUAGAAUUUCUGGUUAUUUAAUUUGUUGUGUCUAUCUUAUUAAUUAUUACUACAGAGCCCAUCUGUAUGAGGCUGUAUUUGGAGUAGAAACUUGUGGAAUAGAAAUCUUGGGAGUCGUAAGCUUA